AUGAAAAAAUCCCUUCCAAAGUUAAAAAAAGGAAAUACAUCCCGAUCCCAUAACUCCCUAAGUGAUGCCAAUUCUGUAAUUUCUCAUGAAUCAAUCCAAGAACAGUCAUCAGAAUCUCAGCAAAAAAACCCUCAAACCAAAGACCAAACAGAAAUCAAGGCUUCAGUUUUAGUAGAAUACUAUUGAAGAUCAGCCAAAGAGCACUGGAGCAAGCGUGAUUUCAAAGGCGCUCUCCAGGCCACUGACAAAAUUCAAGAAAUGAUGCACAACGCAAAUGAUAUGAAAGGCCUGGAGUCUACUUUCAGCUUCAAGGGUGAUAUUUUCCUUGACAAUAAUAACGUAAAAGAAGCUCUUAUUUGUUACCAGCAGCAGAAGAACCUUGCCGAACAAAACAAAGACUAUAAGGACAAAAUGCUUGCUUAUAAGCAGCUUGGACAUUGUUACAAACUGCUUAAAGAAUAUAGGCUUGCCUUGAUUAAUUUCAAAAAAUUGCUGCAGCUGGCAUGGUCUCAGAAUAGUAUAAAAUGGGAACUUUUGGCUUAUGACUAUAUCGGGAUGCAAUAUUAUUAUCUUGGAGAUCUAGAUAGAGCUAAAUAUUACCACGACAGAAUGUGGAAAGGAAUAUUAGAAGACAAAACUUCACCAGUCAGGGAAUUAUCUAUGAAAGCUCUUGAGGCAAAACAACAGAGAAAAAACAAUGUUGACGAGAGAAGAGAAAAAGGACCUGCAAAAAGCUUGUUUUUUGGGCCACGAGACCAUAACUCUUACUAUUUGAAUGGCUCAGACGACGAUGAAAGCGAAUUGCCUUCUCCAAGAACGAGCUCUGGAAAUGGAGAUGUGAGACUGUUACCUCAUUUUAAGGUUAGAAGAGAAGAGGAAAAGAAGCGCCACUCAAAAACUGCAUUUGUAAAGCAUGGGUCAAGAGGUAAUGAAUUUAAAAAUUCGUCAUCUCAUAAGAGAAUUGGGGAGAGGGUGAAACCUUUUAUAUUGCUAAGCCAUUUAUCACCAAUUGAGUCACUGAAGAAUUUCUACUAUGUCGAGCAAAUGCACUCACUGAGAUAUCGAGAUUCACAUAAAAAUAUAAAUAAUGUGGGAAAUUAA
Molecule: messenger RNA, 1101 nt
Organism: Blepharisma stoltei
Lineage: Eukaryota; Ciliophora; Heterotrichea; Heterotrichida; Blepharismidae
Source: the annotation of a GenBank genome assembly